AUGAGCCAGGCAUUCCGGGGUGGCAGGCCAACUCGGGAGAUAAUCGGUACUGCUCAGGAGCCCCUGUACAGCAUGAACCCUCCCUCGGACGAGUACGUCAAGGGUGGGGCAACCAGAUCGAGCUUGUUAAGUCCCAUCUUCAUCUGCUACGUCUCCCUGGUUUCCUAUUCGGGACAUGAAGCCGUGAAGUACCACGAGUACACCUUCCAAAAUAGAAGCAUCGUGGCUGCUGCAGAGUGCGCGUUUGUUUGCUGA
Grosmannia clavigera kw1407 is the source of this 255-nucleotide messenger RNA. RefSeq lists its product as uncharacterized. The record is from RefSeq and is a predicted model, not a curated record. Lineage: Eukaryota; Fungi; Ascomycota; Sordariomycetes; Ophiostomatales; Ophiostomataceae. The transcript has a single exon. Bases 1 to 255 code for a protein of 84 amino acids.